GUCAGUCAACCCAAUUCAUGUCCUGGUCGCCGGCAAACAAGGAGGCAAGACUCGGUGCUCAAGGCCAAGACCCGAUCGUCCCGGAGCCGGUCUGCAAGUUCACCCGUCGGAUCGUGUUCUCUACCGUAUUCUCCCGUAAGGGCAACUAUGCCAAGCGGAGUCGGGUGCCGGAGCUCCCGUCUAUCUGGCCGCCGUCGCUGGAGUAUCUAACGGCUGAGAUCCUGGAAGGCUGGCCAGGCAAAACGCCGAGCCCCUAUGACAACAAGAAGACCCGCAUCAUCCCCCGACACCUCCAGCCUGGCUGGUCCCGCUACGACGAGGAGCUCAACAAGCUGCUGGCGGCGUCACCAUCGCCCAGGGAGGAGUUCCUGCCCAACAUCCAGGCCGUGGCUGCUCGCCCAAGAAGAGCGUGGAGCAACAAGGCCGCCUAAGAGCAAGUAA
Staurois parvus is the source of this 441-nucleotide messenger RNA. The record is from the annotation of a GenBank genome assembly. NCBI's taxonomy places the organism in Eukaryota, Metazoa, Chordata, Amphibia, Anura, Ranidae.